AUGCUUCAGGAUAAGGGUCUGUCGGAGAGCGAGGAGGCCUUUCGGGCCCCGGGCCCAGCGCUCGGCGAGGCCAGUGCGGCCACCAACGCCAACGCCCCCGAGCCCGCGCUGGCCGCGCCCGGCCUCAGCGGAGCCGCGCUGGGCAGCCCCCCGGGCCCCGGCGCCGAUGCCGUCGCCACCGCUACCACCGCCGAGCAGACCAUCGAGAACAUCAAGGUGGGGUUGCAUGAGAAGGAGCUCUGGAAGAAAUUCCACGAGGCGGGCACCGAGAUGAUCAUCACCAAGGCGGGCAGGAGGAUGUUCCCCAGCUACAAGGUUAAAGUCACAGGCAUGAACCCCAAGACCAAGUAUAUCCUGCUUAUUGACAUCGUCCCUGCAGAUGACCAUCGCUAUAAGUUUUGUGACAACAAAUGGAUGGUGGCAGGAAAGGCUGAGCCGGCCAUGCCAGGAAGGCUCUACGUCCACCCUGAUUCUCCUGCCACAGGGGCCCACUGGAUGCGGCAGUUGGUCUCUUUCCAGAAGCUGAAGCUGACAAACAACCACCUGGAUCCCUUUGGCCAUAUCAUUCUCAACUCCAUGCACAAGUACCAGCCAAGGCUGCACAUCGUUAAGGCUGAUGAGAACAAUGCUUUUGGCUCCAAAAACACAGCUUUCUGCACGCACGUGUUCCCAGAGACUUCCUUCAUCUCUGUGACCUCCUACCAGAAUCACAAGAUCACACAGCUGAAAAUUGAGAACAACCCUUUUGCCAAGGGAUUCCGAGGCAGCGACGACAGUGACCUCCGCGUGGCCCGGCUGCAGAGCAAAGAGUAUCCUGUGAUUUCCAAAAGCAUCAUGAGGCAGAGGCUGGUGUCCAGCCAGCUCGCAGCCAAGCCUGAUGUCAGCCCCCUGCACGGCGCCCACCAGGCCCUGCAGCAUUACCAGUACGAAAAUGGGGCCCACAUGCAAUUUGCCCCCGCCGAGCCUCAGGACCUGCCCCUCAACACCUUCCCCUCACAGCGGGACUCCAGCCUCUUCUACCACUGCCUGAAGAGACGAGCAGACAGCGCCCGCCACUUGGACUUACCUUGCAAGCGGCCGUAUCUGGAAGCUUCCUCGUCGGUGGGGGAUGAUCACUACUUCCGUUCCCCCCCUCCCUACGAUCAACAGAUGCUGAGCCCCUCCUAUUGCAGUGAGGUGACCCCGAGAGAAGCCUGUAUGUACUCAGGAUCAGGGCCUGAGAUCGCAGGGGUGUCUGGGGUGGACGACUUGCCCCCACCCCCGCUGAGCUGUAACAUGUGGACCUCGGUGUCACCGUACACCAGCUACAGCGUGCAGGCCAUGGACACUGUGCCUUACCAGCCCUUCCCCGCACACUUCACCGCCACCACCAUGAUGCCUCGGCUGCCCACCAUCUCUGCCCAGAGCUCCCAGCCACCAGGAAACGCUCACUUCAGUGUCUACAACCAGCUCUCACAAUCUCAGGUCCGUGAGCGGGGGCCCGCGGCCUCCUUCCCAAGGGAGCGGGGCCUCCCGGCAGUGUGUGAGAGGAAGCCCCCCUCCCCACACCUGAAUGCCCCCAAUGAGUUCCUCUACUCCCAAAGCUUCUCCUUGACCCGGGAAUCUACCUUACCGUACCACUCGGGAAUGGGGACCGUGGAGAACUGGACUGACGGAUGA
Messenger RNA from Dipodomys spectabilis (banner-tailed kangaroo rat), 1659 nucleotides. RefSeq names its product T-box transcription factor 4 (gene Tbx4). The record is from RefSeq and is a predicted model, not a curated record. Gene Ontology annotation, cellular component: nucleus. NCBI's taxonomy places the organism in Eukaryota, Metazoa, Chordata, Mammalia, Rodentia, Heteromyidae. The coding region runs from base 1 to 1659 and encodes 552 amino acids. Gene Ontology annotation, molecular function: DNA-binding transcription factor activity, RNA polymerase II-specific; RNA polymerase II cis-regulatory region sequence-specific DNA binding. Gene Ontology annotation, biological process: angiogenesis; cell fate specification; positive regulation of DNA-templated transcription. The transcript is spliced from 8 exons.